GCGAUUGUUUAUUUGAUUUUAGCCAUUGUUGACAAAUUUACUUACAACAAGAAUCUAGUCUAGAUCUCUAGAAGUAAUUUAAUGUUUAACUUGUGGCCUGAUUACCUGACUCCAAGAAAGAAGUAAACUUGGCGAAAACUCAGAUUUUUCAAUAAGAGAUUAUCAUUACACCUGUGAGUGAUGCCCCUGUGAGGGAGGCAGGUGAACUAGGCUCGGGCAGGUAGAUGUGUGAGAUGACAUCAGAACACCUGGACUCACCUGAGGCACCUGUCCUGACACCCACCAGCAGUGAGUUUAUUGAGGUGCCGGAGGACCCCUACGCUGACGACAAUGAUGACAAGAGGUUGUGGAUAGGCAACCUGGACACUCGGAUGACGGAGUUUGCUAUCCUGAAGCUGGUCCAAAAGUUUGGCUCUAUCAGAAAGAUGGAUUGUAUCUAUCACAAGACAGGGCCAGAUAAAGGGAAGUCAAAAGGAUAUUGUUUUGUUAGUUUCCACACAUGGGAGGCAGCAGAAAAGGCCAGGAAAACCCUGGAUGGUAAAAUGAUUAUGUCACGUAUGAUCUACGUCAAGUGGGCACGCAGUUCCAAACAGAACCCAGUAGCAGCUAAGACAGUGGCAAAAUGUAAACCAAAGCCCACAGAACAGACGCCAGCCCCCUCGUUACCUCCUGUGGCAGCUGCAGCGCUGUCGUUGUCAUCGUCAUUAGCCAUGGCCAACACAGCAACAAAGAUCGAAGCAAUAGAGGCUAAGCUGCGUCUGAUGGAAGAAGGGGAGAAGGACGUCAGCAUUGACACCAUACUUAAACCAUACCCCGGGUUCAAACCCACACCCUCAGGCGUGAAAGCAAAUACUCACCGGACCGCUCCCUACAGAAAGAUCCAGAAAGGUGACCACAGGAAAAGGUGGAAAUAAUGAGUUUUGUAAAUGUAGAUCAGUAGAUGUUUUGUGUUGUGGUAGGUCCUUGUGACUUGCGGUUACUGUAUAGUUGACUUGUGAAUGUUGGGGUUGAUGUUAUUGUGGGUAUGACUUUAGAAUGUGAGGUAUUAAUUAGAUCUGACUUGAUAAUGGUAAGUUUAUUGAAGUAUGACUUGAGAAUGGUAAGUUUAUUGAAGUAUGACUUGAGAAUGGUAAGUUUAUUGAGGUAUGACUUGAGAAUGGUAAGUUUAUUGAGGUAUGACUUGAGAAUGGUAGGUUUAUUGAGGUAUGACUUGAGAAUGGUAGGUUUAUUGAGGUAUGACUUGAGAAUAUUAGGUAUUAAUUAGAUAUGACUUUAGAAUAUUAGGUUUUAUGGAGGUAUAUUUGUGAAUGUUAGAUUUGAUGAAGGUAUGAUUUGAGAAUAUUAAUUUCAAUUUAAGAAAAUUUUUAGAAUGUCAGUAUUAAUAAAGGUAUGACCUGUAAAUGUCAUGUCUGAUGUAGAUAUGACAUGUGAAUGUCAUUUUGUGAGUUUGGUUUGUAGUAACUAUGACCAUUGAAUGUCCAGAAUGAUGUAGCUAUGACAUACGAAUGUCAGAAUUGAGUUAGGUUUGCCUGCUGACAGUUUGAUAACUUGUUGCUACUUUGUAUGAUCUAGAAUGUUGUUGGUCAGAUGUUUUUAACUGUCAUGUUUGAAAUUGAGUUGAUUUGUGUAUUGAUUUCCACAUUAGUCUUCAUCUUUUUGUUUUAGCGACAAUGUACAGAUUUAAUGAAUAUAAAAACUUGAAAACAAA
Messenger RNA from Physella acuta, 1708 nucleotides. Its product is annotated as putative RNA-binding protein 18. Gene Ontology annotation, molecular function: RNA binding. NCBI's taxonomy places the organism in Eukaryota, Metazoa, Mollusca, Gastropoda, Physidae. The record is from RefSeq and is a predicted model, not a curated record.